UGGAAUCUCGGAAAUCACGUUUUAUGAUUAUAGUUUUGAUUUCAAGUUUAAUGGUGAUCAUAACAUCGGCUUCAUCGAGGAUUAGAACUAACAAGAAAUGCGAUUUUCCGGCCGUAUAUAAUUUCGGAGAUUCGAAUUCGGAUACCGGAGCGAUUUCGGCAGCCAUUGGAGAGGUUCCUCCUCCGAAUGGUGUAGCCUUCUUCGGCAGAUCCGCAGGAAGACAUUCCGAUGGCCGACUCAUCAUUGAUUUCAUCUCCGAGAAUCUUACAUUGCCGUAUCUCACGCCGUACUUGGAUUCGGUCGGGGCUUACUAUCGGUACGGUGCUAAUUUCGCGACGGGCGGUGCCUGCAUUCGCCCGAGCGGCGGUUGUUUUAGCCCUUUCCAUCUCGGUACUCAAGUUGUACAAUUUCUUCACUUCAAGACUCGUACCAUAUCUCUAUACAGCCGAACCAAUGGAAAAACCCCAUUGUGCAAAAACGUCCUUGCACGUCCCAAUGACUUCUCAAAAGCUCUAUACACGUUUGAUAUCGGCCAAAACGAUAUCACGAUCGGUUUUACUAACUCAACGGAGGAACAACUCAAAGCAUCGAUACCCGAAAUCAUCGGAAAUUUCACCAACGCAAUACAAAUACUCUACAAAGAAGGGGCAAGAUACUUUUGGAUCCACAACACUGGACCGGCAGGAUGUUUACCGUAUGUUCUCAAAUCUUUUCCCGAUACGCCUCGGGAUCGAUACGGUUGUGUGAAGCCUUUGAACAAUGGUGCGAUUGAAUUCAAUAGACAACUCAAGAACAGAAUCUCCGAGUUGAAGAAACAACUUACUUAUGCUGUCUUCACUUACGUUGAUGUCUACUCAGCUAAAUAUACAUUGAUCAGUAAAGCAAAGAGUCUUGGUUUUGCGGAUCCGUUUGAUUAUUGUUGCGUUGGGGCAAUCGGUCGAGGAAUGGGAUGUGGAAAGACGAUAUUACAAAACGGGACUGAACUUUUUAGUAUUUCAUGUAAAAACCCCGCAAGUUACAUAAGUUGGGAUGGCAUCCACUUGACCGAAACCGCAAACAUGUGGGUCGCAAACCGGAUCCUUAACGGGUCAUUAUCCGACCUGCCUAACCCGACCCGAGAAGCCUGUCGAUAUCCGAGGUUAUGAAUAUAUUUACAUAUAUGUAUGUAUGAUUUGGAAUAAAGUUCAUUUUCCAUCGUUUAAAGGCCUUUUGAAACUUUCAGUUUAUUAGGUUUCUAAACCCAUUGUUUUAAAGCGAUCAGAAAACCCCAAAAUUAGGUAAAGGCUACACUCUGUUAAAACUCUGAAAGCCACCGGAUUCACAAUAUGCAUGCCGGCGAGGAACAUAGCAGAAGGAGAACUAAGUGAAGGUAGGAAAUAUAAAACCAGACGUACGAGUCUAGCUAUCAUAUGAUUAGACCCUAACCGCGGUCGGCCACGGCCCCAGGGCUUCUCGGCAUCUCCUUAACCUUCGGAGUAGAUCUCCGGUAGGACGACGAGGGGGGAUAUGACGAUGGCUAAGCAGGGGGAUCCAUACAUAGCGAUGUUGAAGGCGUCGCAUAUGACACCUAUACAAAGGUUUGCUUGGAGAAUGUGGUCUGAAAGGCAAAAAGCGUUAUGGUAUGGCCCCCACCGCUGCCACUGCCAUGAUCUCUAGUAACACCAGCAGUAUGAUGUUUCUCUGUCAUCAUCAUCCAUCAAUUUUCAAACCCAAAUAUAUAUAAACAUGAU
This is a messenger RNA of Tarenaya hassleriana, 1730 nucleotides long. RefSeq names its product GDSL esterase/lipase At3g27950. The transcript has 5 exons. The record is from RefSeq and is a predicted model, not a curated record. Lineage: Eukaryota; Viridiplantae; Streptophyta; Magnoliopsida; Brassicales; Cleomaceae. The coding region runs from base 24 to 1145 and encodes 373 amino acids. Gene Ontology annotation, molecular function: hydrolase activity, acting on ester bonds.